AUUGAGUCCUCCACGUCGUGACCUUAACGCGUCUGUGGUAUACGCUCUCGUCUCAUCCUCCUAGCACAUCGUCGCGGCAGCUUUGACACGGUGUACAUAUACAGAGGCUGGGCGGAGAAUAAUUGACUGUCACAAUGGUUGUACUCGCAGCAUCAAUAUGCACGAAGGGCGGGAAAGCUGUCGUUUCCCGCCAGUUCCGUGACAUGACAAAAGGCCGGAUCGAGUCUCUCCUCGCAUCCUUCCCCAAGCUCAUCCCUACCGGGACACAACACACGUCCGUCGAACCACCGACGUGCGCUACGUCUACCAACCUCUGGAGGACCUCUAAUCCUCCUCAUUACAACAAAGCGUCGAACAUCCUCCAGGACAUCGAAACAUUGCACCUCUUCGCCCGCGUCGUCUCCGACCUCUGCAGAAGCGCGGAGCAGCGCGAGAUCUCGAAGCAUGCAUUCGAGCUGCUCGGGGCGUUUGACGAGAUCGUCAGCUUGGGCUAUCGGGAGCAGGUCAACCUCGCGCAGAUCAGGAACGUGCUGGAGAUGGAGAGUCACGAGGAAAAGAUCCAGGAGAUCAUUGCGAGGAACAAAGAAGCAGAGGCGAAGGAGGAGCUCAAGCGGCGGGCGAAGCAGCUCGAGAUGCAGCGACGCGAGCAACAACGGCGCACGGCUGCUGGUGGGCCUUCGGAGGCAGCUACCUGGCGGCGGUGUGUCAGGCUACGCCCCGUUCCCCAACGGUACGAUACCCCGGUGCCCCCAUUGCCCGCACGCGUCCCUGCGGCUUCAAGUGUCCGCGCGCCCGCCUUCAAGGGCAGCGGUAUGAAGCUCGGGGCAAGAAGAUAUGUCACCCCUGGUACGCCUGCGGUGUCGAACACCCCUGAGCCUGUCGCGCCACCAGCACCAAGAACGACCGCGGCAGCUUGCCCCCUUGUGCACGUCGUCAUUCGAGAGACGAUCACCGCGGAAAUGGUCCGUGACGGCGGUCUCAACAACCUCGAGCUCAAGGGCGACAUGAACCUGCAAAUCUCCGACCCCGACCUCUCGAAGCUCCGGAUCGCGCUCGCACCCGCUGCAGUGAACUUCGGCCCCGAACUGCAAUUCAAGCAGCACCCGAAGGUGGACAAGUUCGCGGCGAACAGGGACCGCGUCGUUGCGUUGAAGGACCCGACGAAGGGUUUCCCUGUCGGCCAGCCGCUUGCGGUGCUGAAGUGGAGAUAUGCUGGGAAGGAUGAGACUUACGUCCCGCUGUCCAUUAACUGCUGGCCAACGCCGUCAAAUGAUGGUACAUGUGAGGUGAACAUCGAAUACGAACUGGAGAAUGAGGGUGUUACGCUGCACGAUGUCGUGAUCUCUAUUCCCCUGCCUGACGGUUCUUACCCGACUGUGUCUUCACAUACUGGAGAGUGGGCUCUCAACCCUUCCGUGCACGCACUCGACUGGAACAUCCCGGUCAUCAACGCUGACGACCGUUCCGGCUCCAUGGAGUUCUCCGUCGGCGGCGACGACCCGGGUGCGUUCUUCCCUGUGAAAGUGGCGUUCAUUGGCGAGGGCAGCAUCGCGGGCGUGCACCUCGCGUCCGUCACGAAGGUGGGGUCUGAGGAGGACGUCGUUUACUCGGAAGAUGCGACUCUCCAGAUCGAGAACUACACUGUUGUUUAG
This is a messenger RNA of Fomitopsis serialis, 1652 nucleotides long. RefSeq names its product Mu homology domain-containing protein. Gene Ontology annotation, biological process: Golgi localization; endoplasmic reticulum to Golgi vesicle-mediated transport; retrograde vesicle-mediated transport, Golgi to endoplasmic reticulum. NCBI's taxonomy places the organism in Eukaryota, Fungi, Basidiomycota, Agaricomycetes, Polyporales, Fomitopsidaceae. The record is from RefSeq and is a predicted model, not a curated record. Gene Ontology annotation, cellular component: COPI vesicle coat; cytosol. Bases 135 to 1652 code for a protein of 505 amino acids. The transcript has 8 exons.